Messenger RNA from Miscanthus lutarioriparius, 645 nucleotides. NCBI's taxonomy places the organism in Eukaryota, Viridiplantae, Streptophyta, Magnoliopsida, Poales, Poaceae. The record is from the annotation of a GenBank genome assembly.
AUGGCCACUGGCGCCAGCGGAGAUGGCAAGCCUAGUCUUCUGAGUACUUUACCGAAGCAACUACCAGCGGAUUUUCUGAAAGAAAUUACGGAUGGGUUCUCUGCUGGCCGAAAACUGGGUCAAGGUGCAUUUGGAAUUGUUUACAAGGGAUUCCUGCAAGAUGGGCAAGCCAUUGCUGUGAAGAAGCUCUCAGAUAAUUCCCCAGUGGCAACUGAAAAACAGUUCAAGAAUGAGGUUGGGAACCUUAUGGCCAUCCAGCAUGAGAAUAUAGUGAGGUUGUAUGGCUACUGCCAUGAAGCGCAGAAGAAAGUGAUAGAGCACAAUGGAAGAUACAUUCUUGUGGAUGUGGUUGAGAGCAUGCUCUGCUACGAAUACGCGCCCAAUGGAAACCUCGACAAGUGGAUUUUUGAGGGUAUAUGGCUCCAGAAUAUCUGUACAGAGGAGAAAUCUCAACCCGCACCCGAAAGAUUGGGUGAGUUUGGGGUCUCAGUGCAGAUGGAAAAUAGAAAAAUCGCAAACCGUAACAAUGAACUGGAGUGCUGGAAUUUCCAGACGGAAGCAACAGGCGGUAGCACCAGACAGAGUGACAGUAACCCGUUGAGCUCUAGGAAAUCAGCAGAAGGCAUUACAUGCUAUGGCAACUGA